CGCCACCACACUCUCACACAGCUGAUCUCGGGCGCUACUGCAGCUUCUGUUGUUCAAGCCACACUGUGAGGAGCGGGACAGUGUACUAUUGGACAGGACGAAUGCAAGAAUAGAAGAAAGACAGCACACACAAAAAAGGGAAGGAUUUAAUUGAAGUUUCAGGACUGUAAGUGGAACAUAUGAAGCUGCAGCUGUGGAUACAAUGACUAAAGGCUUGCACAAAUUAAAGUGCAUUGAUGAGUGGAGUCUUUACUUGCAAACUUUGAAUGAAAAGAGUUGCAGCUCGAGGUCAGUGGCAGAGUGAUUUAAAGAAGAUUAAAUCAAGACUCAUUCGGGGGAAAGUUUAUGCGGAGAAAAGGCCAGCUUAACUGAAAAGAAAUCUCCAAAGGACCAUUUUUGUUGUACCUGACAGUUUCCUUCAUGUUUUCCAUUAAGGUCAGAAACAUUAUUGGUGUCUAGAGCGACCUAAACCGGAUUUACACUUGGAAACUGCAAGAUUAAAAAUCAAGCUGUCCAUUUUUUGGGCAGCUCUCACUGUUGAGAUGAUCCACAACACAUUAAAGUCCACUCCGCCAUCAGAGCACAGUCCCAGAAGAACAAUCUCGGCUGCACAAAGAAAGCUGUGGCGAUACUCGGGCUGCAGAGGUGGCAGCCAGGUGGAAAGUCACCGUCGUAGCGUGUGUGUUUUGACUGCGGACUUGAAUGCCGGAGAAAGUGGAGGAAGAGGUGGUGGCGGUGGUGGUGUGGUGCACACAAUUCACGGGCUGUGCCACCUCUGCAUUGGAUGCAGGCUGCCUCAGGUGACCAUCCUUCGAGGAAAGGAUGGAUAUGGAUUCACCAUCUGCUCGGAUUCCCCUGUGAGGGUACAGGCUGUUGAUCCAGGGGGUCCAGCAGAUCAGGCUGGUCUGCAGCAGCUGGACACUCUCCUGCAGUUAAAUGGUCAGCCAGUUGAGCAGUGGAAAUGUGUGGACUUGGCCCAUGCUAUAAGGAACAGUGCCAGUGAGAUCACAGUGGUGGUGUGGCGUACUGGCCCUUCAGCUAAACCUAACUUUGAAGGCCUCAUCCACCGGCCCUCUUACAAACCAUCCAGCUCAAACUAUGAUGCCCCCUCACCUCCUACCCGCAGGCGUGCACCAGAUGUUGGUACAAGUAAAGCCCCCCCAGCUGUGCCGCCUCUUCCAGCCCACCACCGUGCCACUGCCGCACGCCGACUAGUGGUCAAUGGCUCUGAAGCUGGAAACAAUGUCGCCAUGGGUAGGGGGACCCUCGCGUGGGGGGCUCAGGGAGGGUCAGCCGAGGAGCUGGAUGGGAAACCCCGGCUCCUUCAUCACCCUCCAACUGCCACACUGAAGGGAACCAGGGUGAAGGCAUCCAAUGGGGACAACUACAUCAUCCUGGCACCCAUCAACCCUGGAAGCCAGAUCCUGAGGCCUGUUUAUCAGGACAAUCAGGGAACAUUAGCUGGAGGUUUCAGCAGGUUAUAUCCCACACGACAGGCUUCUGCUCCACAACCCCAGAGUAGUGGCAGUGGUUUUUCUGCUGGAGUCAGCAGUGGUGGUGGAGGCCUUUCCAGUCGCACCGGCUUCCUACGUCGAUCAAACAAUUCCAAGAUGUCAAAGGGGUCGUCUACCUCUGCUAAUGCUGGUGUAUCUAACUACCAGCAACAGAAUGCCAAUUUUGCCAACUACCAGAACUGUACCAUUGUCCGCUCACAUACUCCACACGCCAACUAUGGAUAUGUUAAAGUGGCACCCAAGAUCCUUAUCUUCCCCAUCUUUGUUCAGCCUCUUGACCUGUGCAGCCGAACACUCAUCAUAUCUGAGGAGAUGAUUCUUCAUGAGAGUAAACACCACUCUCUCAAGGUCACAGUGUUCGUCUACAAUGACUUGAUGCUUGUGACAAGAGAAAGUGAGCCUGGCAGGUGUAACGUCCUCCAGAGUCCCCUGUUCCUUCGGCAUCUUCGGCUUCAGGAUGAUUAUUCCGAGGAGCUGAGAUUCUACCUUAUCCACAUGACAGAGAAGUGUGACUGCCUGCUCAGCCUAGAAGCCUAUUCAGCAGACCAGAAGCACCGUGUGUGUCAGUGCCUAAAAGACAACAUUGACAAGCAGCUACAGCUUCACAGGAGGGAGCAUCCCGUUCCGCAUUUUGAACAGAUGUUGGAGCCUAAAGUGGACGCCCCUUCCUGUGAGCUGGGUGGAGUAGGAGAUCGAGGAGGUGUAUGUCUGCACAUGCCCACGCACAGCCCAGAGGGUGAGGACAGCAGCCUCUAUCCUUCCAGCCCCUCAGAGCCCCGCACACUAGGCAGUCCUCACCCCUCGGAACCACUCACCCCUUUGGAUGACAUCUACAUGCCCCUUGGAAGUCUGGUGGGAUCUGAGGAGCGACACAAGGUCCCUCCCACACCACCUCCUUCCACGGAAGGUGAGGAUUCCAAGAGUAUAGAGGGACAUGAGAUGGACAUCUGGAAAGAAAGAAAGUAUGAGGAAGACAAGACUGAGGAAGAGGAAGAUGAAGCCAGUAGAAAGAGCACAGGAAGUGAGGGAAGGGAUAAAGAUGGAGAAGAUGAAGGAAAGAAAAAUGAAGAGGAGGUCAACUUAAACCUGAUAGUGUCAAACAUUGAUGAGGACAACAUCUCAGAGCCACCUGACACCAACGCCCCCCCUUCCUCCUCCUCCUCCUCAUUCGUCAUCCCCGAGCUGCGCCUCGAUCGCUCCUUUAGCGCUGACGCCCUCUCUUCACCCAACACUGAUGAAGAAGAAUAUGAUGAGGAUGAAGAUGAAGAGUCGGAGGACGAGGAUGAUGAAGAUGACAGCGAUGAUGCUUACCUAGAGCGAAGUGAUAGCAAACGCCGCAGCAUGGUAGAGGGCGCCACAUGUGAGAAGCACGGAGGAGGGGGGCUCAGUGUGCAAAACUCUCUCCGCCGGCGCACACACAGUGAAGGCAGCCUCCUGCAGGACCCCCGUCAAACCUGCUUCACCUCUGACAAUGCCAUCAACUGCCUGGAGGCUGGGGGGGCACACCACAAAGGAGGCUGGACGCUUCCAUCACCCAAGACCCUGAAAAAAGAGCUGACCAAGAAUGGAGGCUCCAUGCAUCAGCUGUGUAUGCUGUUCUCUGGGAGGAAGCUGAGUGCCGGAUCCCCCUGUAGCUGCGAGGUCGGCCCUGACGGAACAAAGAAGAAGAAAUCCAAGAACCUGGCCAAAGACAUGAAGAAUCGGCUGGCUUUCCUGCGGAGGAGGAAUGAGUCCCCAGGAAGCAACCCAGCCGGCAAGUUAGACAAAUCUAUGAAGUCAGUCAAGCCAACCCCAGAGGAAGCAUUGAAAUGGGGGGAUUCACUUGACAAGCUACUGACACACAAAUAUGGUCUGGCAGCCUUCAGAGCUUUCCUGCGCACAGAGUUCAGCGAGGAGAAUCUGGAAUUCUGGCUAGCAUGUGAGGAAUACAAAAAAAUCAAGUCGCAGUCCAAGAUGGCCUCAAAAGCCAAGAAGAUUUUUGCAGAAUACAUCGCUAUCCAGUCUUGUAAAGAGGUGAAUCUGGAUUCAUACACAAGAGAUCACACAAAGGACAACCUGCAGAAUGUGACACGCUCCUGCUUUGACCUAGCGCAGAGGCGGAUAUAUGGGCUGAUGGAGAAGGACUCAUACCCCCGAUUCCUGCGCUCGGAACUCUACUUGGACUUAAUCAACCAAAAAAAGGCUAGCACCACUUCCACUUCAUCUUCGUCAUAAGAUAUGAGGAAGAACAUAAGAAAGAGAUGACGAAAGAAACAAGGGGCAGACUUGAAAAAACACAAAGCGUGGGUGUGGGAUGUGAGCUUCAUUGUUUGCCUUUUUAAUUUUUAAAUGUGUGUGUGUGUUAGCGUGUAUGUUUGUGUCAUCCUACUCAUCAUGUUUUUGUUGUUUUUUUUAUUGUUGUUGUUUUGGUGUGAGAGGACGCAGCAAAGCUAUGGCACUGCAAAGGAAUGUAGUUUACACAGUUACAAGCUGGAUGAAUGGAUGGAUGUUACUAAAAUUACAGAAGCCCAUGAGAAAGGGCUGCAGCAGGAGCUGGACGCUUGUCUGAUCACUGUUUUUUUUUUUUUUUUUAUGUGUAAGUCGACAAAAGAUGCAUUAAUUUGUAUGUUUUUCCAGUUGUACUGGAGAAAAGGAGGGGUUGCACCAAAAACCCUGCAGACAUGAAGACAGUCCGGUACUGUUUUGUCACUUUUUCCCCUGUCUUUCUUUUGAGACUCCCACUUUUAAUCCCCCUCCUUUUGCUCCACCACAUUCUCCUCUGUGAAGCAACUUCAAUGCUUUUGGUACGACACAGAAGUCCCCUCUCUUUAUGUCUUUUCAUCAAACUCCAAGCUUUGAAGAUGGAAGGGUGUUUGAAUUACAACGACCAUCGUGGCUGUAUUUCUUCAUGCAUCUGUUAAACCCUACGUCCGCUCAAAGCUUCUAUACUUUCACCUCAUUCAAGACUGGAUGGCUUCAGCAGGGAUGACGACGGAAGCUGAGAUGGGCAAAGAACAUAAAUGUAUGACUUCAGAUGGACUGGAGCUGUGAUGAAACACAGAUUUGUGUCACUCACACAUUCAAAAACAUAAAUAGUCAUAUUCAAAGCCAGAGAUUGGGAAAAAAAAGAUGACUUGCUUCCUGCCUCCAAAGACAGUUUACAACAAGGAAAAAAAAAUCAAGAAGAAUCUCCUUUUACAUUGUAGCUUAUUCUGGACUAAUCAGGAAGCAUUCUCAGGACAUUGCUAUAACAGGUUGCAGCUUGGUUUAUCUUCUCCACUGUUUAUGGUUUUUUACACACCAGUUUUUCUCUCUUUUUUUUUUAAAUGCUUUAGGGUUUCAGCUUCCACUCUAAUGUUCUGCAGGACAACACACGAGAGGUUGCUCAUUUCAUAGUCAGAGGACAAAAAAAAAAAAAAAAAAAAAAAAAAAAAGCUUCUUGUGUACAAAGUAUGUGUAUUUAUUUAGAUUAUUGGCUGGAUGCUUCUACAGACACCUCCAUGUCCUUCGGAGCACUCAGCUAAAAGCUAUUACUUCACUCUUAACCACCAAACAGGUUCAGUGCUGUCCUGAACUUUAAGUGCAAUAUUUUUUUUAAUUUCUUAUUUUAUUUUAUUAUCAUGUUUGGUUUGUUCAUUUAUUUGGGUCAUUUUGAAUUUUUAAUGGGGAAGACAGAACAGCUUGAGAGCUUGAGCUGUAUUACCUUUAUUUGUUAAGAGAAAAAAUACUUAAGGCUAUAAGGUUGACUUACAACUUAAACUUUCAAGAAGCAUAAGUAGUUUAAUAAAUUUUAAGCAAGUGAUUCUAACUGUGUGUUAACCCCUGGCAGCAGGCAGCUGGGGGAUGGAGGGGAGGGUGUGGAGUUAGGGUUGUAAAUAUAAUUCUUUAAGAAAAAUAUGUGUUAACACAUUAAAAACAAACAAAAAACAAGAAGCCAAUAGGUCUCUGCUGGUAAUGAAUGUGGGACCCAGCUGUAUCUAUGUACAUAGGAGAGUCUCAAAGCUAUAAGAUGACAUGCAUUGUUUAAAAAAUAAAAAGAAAAAAAGAAAAAAAAGAGGAAAGGUGAGCAAGAGCAGUUCCAUUCUGCUCUUUUCCCUGGUCAUACACUGCUUGUAAGGAGUUUUCUGAAAUGCAUUUUAUCAUUUUCACUGUUUACAAUUCAAAAUGCAUCUCCUAUGAUAGCAAGUGAAAACAGUAGAGUACAUUUGGUGUCAUUGCUAAUGAUAAAUAAACCAACCAACUGAUGAAGAA
Molecule: messenger RNA, 5744 nt
Organism: Melanotaenia boesemani (Boeseman's rainbowfish)
Lineage: Eukaryota; Metazoa; Chordata; Actinopteri; Atheriniformes; Melanotaeniidae
Gene: rgs3a
Product: regulator of G protein signaling 3a
Exons: 16
Coding region: 543-3728 (1061 amino acids)
Biological process (GO): signal transduction
Cellular component (GO): plasma membrane; nucleus
Molecular function (GO): protein binding
Source: RefSeq, a predicted model, not a curated record